Messenger RNA from Gryllus bimaculatus (two-spotted cricket), 2129 nucleotides. The record is from the annotation of a GenBank genome assembly. NCBI's taxonomy places the organism in Eukaryota, Metazoa, Arthropoda, Insecta, Orthoptera, Gryllidae.
ACACAGAGUUUGUCUAUGGUGGCACCCAGUGUUCAGUGUGGAUAAAUUUACAAUAAUCCUCUAUGUGUGCAGGAAGAGAUGUAUAAUACUCUUUGUCCAUGUCAACGCCAUCUACCCUUACUUACAUAGACUCAUUUGUAGAUGGCAUUGGUCAAGUACAACGAGUUAGAGAUAUCUCUAACUCGUUGGUCAAGUACGUAACGAUCGACUUGCAGCAAGACGAACUCUAAAUCGAUUCAACGCGUUUCGAAGAGUGUCGAUUUAUCAUGUCGACAAGAGGAAUUGGCGGAUAUACCAACAUCAACCGACGUUUGCGUGUUUCGUAAGCAAAUAGUAAUUUGUAUUGUUUGUAGACUGAAUUAAAACAUUUCAUGCGAAUUGGACGAGGCCAGAACGGACAUUAAAUUACUCGAAUCAUUGUACUAAUUAUUUGUUAUCCUAGUGAAAUUUAUAUCAUUGUUUCAAAAAUUAAUUGUUCAUUUCAUCAGGGGCACAUUCGUUUCAAGUAAUCCUGUUAUCACGCAUCAACAGUAUUAUUUUAAUUAUCUUCCAGUUUAAAUUAUUAAUGUUGAGCAACAAUGUCACCUGGAAGUUCAUGGAUGAAAUCAAAAGGAAUGAGAAAUUCACAUGUGAACUCUGAACCUUCCACCAACACAGAAGAUUCCGGUGAUGAUGCGGAUGAAACAUCAAGUGUUGGAAGUACUUCAACUACAGAUAACACAUCUCGCAGUGAAACGCCUACAAAUCGUGGUCGAAAGGGUCGUAAAGGAAGGAAGAAAAUUUGCAAAACUAAUAUGAAGUUGCAAUAUAAAUUCUCCACUAGUGUCAAAGAAGACCAUGGUCAACCUUUAUUUGGAGCACAAUUCAAUCAUCAUUUGAAGGAAGGACAACCACUAAUUUUUGCUGCUGUGGGAAGCAACAGGGUGUCAAUUUAUGAAUGUCCUGAAGGUUCAGGGAUAAAAUUACUUCAGUGCUAUGCUGAUCCAGAUAUUGAUGAAAACUAUUAUACAUGUGCCUGGUCCUUUGAUGAAGAUUCUGGAAAACCAAUAUUAGCUGUUGCUGGUUCAAGAGGAAUCAUUCGAAUUUUCAAUCCUGCCACAAUGUCUUGCAUCAGACAUUAUAUUGGACAUGGUCACGCUAUUAAUGAAUUAAAGUUUCAUCCGCGAGACCCCAACUUACUCCUUUCCGUGUCUAAAGAUCAUGCUUUAAGAUUAUGGAAUGUGAAAACUGAUGUAUGUAUUGCAAUAUUUGGAGGUGUAGAAGGUCAUAGAGAUGAAGUUUUGAGUGCUGAUUUUGAUCUGGUUGGAAAUCGAAUUAUGUCAUGUGGAAUGGACCAUUCUCUGAAAUUGUGGCGCUUAGACAAGGAAACAAUGAGAGAGGCAAUAAGAAAUUCAUACCAAUUUAAUGCUGCUCGCAGUUUACGUCCUUUUGAUUCUCUCAAAGAGCAUUUCCCUGAUUUUUCAACCAGAGACAUUCAUCGAAAUUAUGUUGAUUGUGUGCGGUGGCUGGGUGACUUUGUCUUGUCCAAGUCGUGUGAAAAUUGCAUAGUUUGCUGGAAACCUGGGCGUUUGGAAGAUAAAGAACUUCGAACCAAUGAUACUAAUGUGACCAUUAUCCACAGAUUUGAGUACAAAGAAUGUGAAAUUUGGUUUGUUAGAUUUGCUAUGGAUUUCUGGCAAAAGAUUUUAGCCCUUGGAAACCAAGUGGGCCGGACAUUUGUAUGGGAUCUAGAUGUCACAGAUCCAAACCAGUCCCGCUGUACAACACUCACACAUCCAAGAUGCGUUGCUGCAAUAAGGCAGACAAGUCUUAGUAGGGAUGGCUCAGUAUUACUGUGUGUGUGUGAUGAUGGAACAAUAUGGCGGUGGGAUAAAAUUGUUUUGUAAUAUCACUUGAAGAUAUAUUUGUAUUAUAUAUUGAAUGUAGUAUUAGAACUUUUUAAUGAAACAUUGAGAAGUGUUACACCUUUCUUAACCCUUAUCAUUAAUUCUGUGUAUGCUCAUCAAUAAAAGUGACAUCAAAUAUUAUCUCAGCCUUUUUUUAAUCUUUUAUUUGUCUACGUUUAGCACAAUUCAAUUUCUUGAAAUGGUGCUAAUGAAAAUGGGCAUUUUAAGUUUCCUAAUCCGAUC